Beauveria bassiana ARSEF 2860 is the source of this 1158-nucleotide messenger RNA. RefSeq names its product esterase family protein. The record is from RefSeq and is a predicted model, not a curated record. The coding region runs from base 1 to 1158 and encodes 385 amino acids. Gene Ontology annotation, molecular function: hydrolase activity, acting on ester bonds. The transcript is spliced from 3 exons. Lineage: Eukaryota; Fungi; Ascomycota; Sordariomycetes; Hypocreales; Cordycipitaceae.
AUGAAAAGAGCAAACUCUCUCCUACCACUCCUUCUCGUCCAGCCUGCCAGCGCGCUGCCUGCCUGGCUUCUGAGCUGGCCGUGGUCCCCCAAUCUCGACAACGGCACGCUCCAACCACAGCCGCAACUAUUGCCAGAGCUUCCCCGUCACGGCAAGCCAGCUGAUGGCUUCGAUUUUCCGCAUCGCCCUUGGUUUCCAUCAUCUGGCUUCGUCGCCUUGGGUGACUCCUACUCGGCCGGCAUUGGCACUGGCAUCAACGGCUCCGAAGUCGACUGCCGUCUGGGCAGCCACGCCUACCCUGUCCUCAUCCGCAAUGAUAUGAUGUCUUACCAGAAUGAUUGCGACAAGGCAACCACAUUUCAGCAUUUGUCGUGCACAGGCUCGACUAUACAAGACGUUCUUGCUGGCGGCGACCAUUCCCAGGUUGACCUCCCCAACACCACUACCUCUUCCGAUUUCGCCCUCCUCUCCAUCGGCGGCAAUGACUUGGGCUUCUUUGACAUCAUAAAUAGCUGCAUCUUUCGCUUCUACUCGCUCUACUCUGGUACUUGCGAAGCCGCCCUUGAGCGCUCCGAGGCGCAGGUUGCCGGCCCCGAGUUUGAUCAGCACUUGCGUCUGCUCAUCAUGGAGAUUUUGGACAGAGUGCUCUGGGAGAAGCGUCCAUGGUUCACCAUCACCGUUACCGGCUACGCGCGCGUCUUCAACGCCGACACUCCAGAGAAGAUGAAUCGCAUGGUGAUCAACGUCAAUCGCCGGCUUGAGCAGGCCAUUCGCACCAUUAAUGAGGCAUUUACAGAACCAAGAGUCUUGUUUGUGGAUUACGACGAUGUCUUUGAGGGUCAUCGCUUUUGCGAGCCGGGGGUGGUUGAGCCUGAUUAUCUACGCAACGAAACCUGGUUCUUUCUUGUCGGCGGCGAUGACAACGAUGGCUCAACCAUGCCUCGUAAGCCGCUGCCCCCUAAUGCGGCCCUGAACGAUUCGGAGUCAUUGCGCGGUGGAGAGAUGGUUGGGCAGAAUUCGAUGUGGUAUGUUCCGACAUAUUACGGCAAGACUUUUCAUCCACGGACGAAGGCCCACAUGGCCAUUCGCGACAGAGUCUACCAGACUUGGCGAGACAUGGAUAUAUUAUCCACUCAGCCGCUGAAUGAAGAGUUGUGA